Messenger RNA from Nycticebus coucang (slow loris), 2566 nucleotides. It is a transcript of the gene PRXL2C, whose product is annotated as peroxiredoxin like 2C. The record is from RefSeq and is a predicted model, not a curated record. The transcript has 6 exons. Lineage: Eukaryota; Metazoa; Chordata; Mammalia; Primates; Lorisidae. The coding region runs from base 43 to 735 and encodes 230 amino acids.
CUCUCCCUACGUCCGGCCCCAGGUCCCCGGACGUCUGGCGUGAUGACCUCUGUUGCGGUAGCUCCGGUCACUCAGCAGGUCAGCGGCUGCGCGGCCCCGGCUCCGGGCCCGGCCCUGAGUGGCGCCAAGCGCGAGCAGCUCCUGGCGGCCUCCGUGGCCGACCUGCUGGUGCAGGAUGCCUCCGGCAAGCGAGUGCCGUUCGGCACACUGUUCCGAGAGCGCCAGGCCAUAGUGGUCUUCGUGCGGCAUUUCCUGUGUUAUAUCUGCAAAGAAUACGUGGAAGAUCUGGCCAAAAUCCCUAAGAGUUUCUUACAAGAAGCAAAUGUCACCCUUAUAGUGAUUGGACAGUCAUCCUACCAUCACAUUGAGCCUUUUUGCAAACUGACUGGUUAUUCCCAUGAAAUCUAUGUUGAUCCUGAGAGAGAAAUUUAUAAAGAAUUAGGAAUGAAAAGAGGUGAAGAGCUUGCUUCCGCAGGACAGAGCCCCCAUAUAAAGUCAAAUCUACUCUCAGGAAGCCUUCAGAGCCUGUGGAGGGCAGUGACUGGCCCUCUCUUUGAUUUUCAAGGAGAUCCAGCUCAGCAAGGCGGAACCCUCAUUUUAGGUCCAGGUAACAACAUCCAUUUUAUACACCGUGAUAAGAACAGGUUGGAUCACAAACCCAUAAACUCUGUUUUACAGCUUGUAGGAGUUCAGCAAGUGAACUUCACAAGCAGACCUUCAAUUAUCCAUGUGUGACUUAAUAUGGAACGUGUUGCUUUUGAAUGGACCCUCAGGAAUGGGCUUUAAAUGCUGAGGUGUAGUGUUCUUGUGCAGUGUGUACCUUGGUGGCCUUGCCUAGCCUUUGAGGAGUUAUGAAAACAUGAAGAGAGUAUGUACUGGUGGAAUUGUAUGCAGAGAGGCAUCAGUUGUCAAAAAUGUGAUAUAUAUUUUUCAAAGUUUAUAGCUUUUAUAAUUUUAUGCAAAAUAACAAGCAUCAAUAUAGAAAAUACAUGAAAUAAAACUAAAAGCUAUAAAAAAGAAAUAAAUAUACAAAAUGUAACUUUAAAACCUCUAAAAUUAUAAAUGCCAUUUUAAAAAUUAUUUUACGUCAUGGUACAUAUAUUCAAUGAAAGAUUUUUUUUGCCAAUUGAUAAUCAUCUAUCAAUUGAAGAAGAUACAAAGGGAAGAGAGCAACUCAAGAUCAUUUUAUUCAAUGAAGAAAGCAAGAUAUCUAGUUCUGUAAACAAUGUCCUUACAUUUUUAUGUGUGUAUAUUCGUAUUUUUAUAUGCUUAAAAGAAAGGAAAUAAAAACACCAGAAUGUUUCCAGUAGGUAAGAUUACAGGUGUUUUUAUUUUCUUUUUCAUACUUUUCUAUAUUUCCCAACUAUUCUGUAACAAGCAUGAUUGAUAUUUUGGUGCCAGAAAAAGGUUGUUAAACAUUAUAUGACAAUUAUUUCCUAUGUAACGACCUUCACAAGAGUGCAGAUUAUCUACCUGGGAGGCUGAGGCAAGAGAAUUACUUAAGCCUAAAAGAUUGAGGUUGCUGUGAGCUGUGACACCAUGGCACUUUACCCAGGGUGACAGCUUUAGACUUUGUCUCAAAAAAAAAAAAAAAAAGGAAAGAAAGAAAAAGUGCACUAUAGUCCAUGUUUCCAACCUAAUUGCUUUUUUUUUUUUGGAAGUAUGACAUAGAAAACCUCUCACAUAUGGUCAGUGUCCAAAGCACCUUGUCACUUUGUUACUACACACCCACUAUCUAUUUCACUAGGUUUUGGGGGGUGGGGGGCAACCAUGGAUAAAAAUAUUUGUUUUAGAUCCUUAAGAUACAUAUUUAAAUAUGUUCAGUAUGCUUUUUGAAAGGGAAUUUUAAGAAUAUUUAAAUAUUCAGACUUUAUAAUUUAAAUGUACCCUGAAAUUUGGUUGUACAUUCCUAUACAACUACUAUCUCUCACCCUAGAAUUGUUCUUAUUUAGAGGCCUAUUGUCAUCCUUUAUUUUUCUGGAAGUUUAAUAUGUUUCAUUGGAAAAUAUCUCAGAAAUUCUGAUGAAAAGUCAAAUCAAAAUAUUUGUAAUUAUUAUCAAGUAUAAUAUUGCUUUGAAUACUUCUAUAUAAAGCAUAUGAAGUCACAAAAAUAUAUUUAAUAUAUCUAAAUAUGUGAAUGUAUUUUAUGUCCCUAUAACAUUUUUUUAAUUAAUAAAAAUGAAAUUUCUCAAAAAUUUUAAAAUUAAACUAUUUUGUGAUAUUUUGUAUAGUAAAGAAAGACUGGUGACCCACAUUCCUUUGCUGAUUUUACAACUUCUGAAUCACAAGCUUACACAAAAAUAUAUGUACAGUUCACUCUUGAACAAUGCAGGUUUAAGCCAUGUGGAUCCACAUGUAUGCAGAUUUUUUUCUUUUUUUCAUGAUCUUUGAGAUUUAUAAUCUUUGAAUGGGAAAGGCCUACCAAAAAUAUGUAUAUAAGUGAAGGAAUUGAUAAGUUUGCCUACAUAAAAAUUAGAAAUCUCUGCAUGAAAAAAACAUCAUAAAUUGAAAAGAAAAAGAAAUACAUGUCUCAAAGGGUCACUUUCUUUAACUAUUCAUAAAAAGA